Molecule: messenger RNA, 2350 nt
Organism: Amoebophrya sp. A25
Lineage: Eukaryota; Dinophyceae; Syndiniales; Amoebophryaceae
Source: the annotation of a GenBank genome assembly
GCCAAGUUUGGGGCAAGCAAUAGGGGUAGGUGGAGCUCCUGGAGGGUCAACAUCUAGUGCAGCACCACUGCCAGUGCAGCCGUCUGGCGGUACAUCUUCGGCAUCGAGUGUGCCAAUUAUAACGACACCACCAUCCGCAGCAGCUACACUUAAGGCACUGGAGGGUAUAGGAGCCAGACGAAUAAAUCGUAGAGGAAAUAUUUGUUUUCAUGCUUGUUCCAUCCAUUGCAAGGCACAACUUGAGCGGGACUCUUCCUCUAAUCCAUCCAGUAGCACUUUGAAUCAGCAUCUGAUCCAAGAACUGAAAAAGUUGCAGCAAGCUUUGGAGGUUGAGCGCGAGGAACGAAAGAGAGCUGAGCAGGAGAAGACGCAGACAGAAAGGAAACUGUCCAGGGCUCACAACGUAGCAGAACAGCUACAUGACCGCUUGCGGAAGAGCACUUCUGCAAGUAAAUCGGAGUUAUGGCUUUUGGAUGUGGUUGUUGUGAAUGUGAUACAAGUUGUAGUUUCAUUAUGAUGCGUAAGCGUAUGAUAAUGUGGUUGUUGUGAAUGUGAUACAAGUUGUACAGUUAUUUCAUUAUGAUGCGUAUGAUAAUGAUAUGCGUAUGGUAAGUAUCUUCAUCUAGGUGUCGGCAUGAAAUAGACGCUGUCCUCACAUCCAAAGAUAUUGUAAUGGCGCCAAGCUGCUUUUCUAAUUCGUGCAGGUGGUGGCUCAGGGAAGAACACUGCGGGAGGAGCCGGGGCUUUUAUGACUCUCGUUGGUUGUUGUGUUAUUGAGCGGAGAAAUUCCCGCUCCCGGAAUUUCAAUAUUUCGAAAGCCAGAGUCUGUUAGUUCUUCUCUUUUUACGACUUCUCAGGACUAUGCAGCUGAUGCAAAGAACGUCUAGUUGUAUAGUCGAACACAAUAUCGCCAGUCUUUUUAUGGUCCACCAUCGAGCUUAUUAUUGUUAUAAUUCCGUCUGUUGCUGGGGCGCGAGCGGGUGGAGCAAAGCAAAUUCCAGCUCAACUGCCUCCACAGCCGCAGACUUCUUCUUCCUCCUCAUCAUAUGGCUUUCUUCGAGUUUUCGGAGAACAGAACACGGCACCUUUUUCUUUCUUUGCGGUGCCUCAACAUGAUAGAAUCAAUCGCCGUUCCUUUACUGGCUUCUUUCAUUUGAUCGCGUUGAAGCGAGCAGAAUCUUCAAUGUUUGUUGAUUCUAAUCAUGAAAACGAGCGCCACCGCCAUAUCUUAGCAAUAUUCCACCAGGGCCAGUUGCCGGAGGACCAGGUCAACCAGCUCCCACGCCAUCCGCGAGCUCGACAAAGGGCCUCACAACCUCGCCGUUGCCAGCAGCUGCGAGAGUGCCGGUUAUGGUUGCAGGUUACAAACUAGAGCAAUAAAGGACUUGAACUGUCCUCAUAAAGUAGGCCUUUAUUUCAGGAACAUUAGCUCCUGCUAAGUCCGAGAACUGCUUGUCCGUCCACAUUCACUUUCUGCAUAGGUCUAACACCUCUGUUCCGCCGAGCAACAUGAAGGGCGGCGUUAGUGCAAGUGGAGCUACUUCUACACAACAGCAGACGAAACAAGGCAGUAUGGUUGCACCAACUGCGCAACAGCGGAAAGGACUCUCCGCGUCAAUCUCAUCAGGAGCGAUCUUGCAGCAACAUCAGCAACAGCAACCACAGUUGCAACCCGUUGUACAAAUACCACCGAUAGCGAACGGUGCGCAGCCACCGCCGCAACAGCCACCACAAUUGGCUAAUGGAGGGCAACCAGGUCUGCAACCAGGUGGUGGAGGAGGCCUAGUACAACAACAGCAACCGAAUCUUGCAGCUGCAGCUAAUGGAAAUUCUCUUCCUCUAGUAGGUGGAGUACAACAACAGCAGCAACAAAAUCAAAAUCAACAUCUUCUAGUAGGUACUAGUACAUUAAGGGUAGGUUAAAGGUGCUUUUCUUACCGCUUUUUAUGCCUCUCCUAAGGGAGAAAGGCAUAACAAGCGGGGCAAGCGAGCACCAAAAACCUGCCUCUAAGCACAACUCCAACUGCAGCGCAACAGACGUCGACGUCGAUGACACCAGCUGCUAGAACCAGUGCUCCUCGCAACCCUUUUGAUCCCAGAUUAUCAACAAAUCCUUUCGACGGAGGUGGUGCAGGAGGAGCAACUACCGCGGCAACCGGCGCUUCUACGAACCCAUUUGAUGGGAGCAAUAUCCUUCUCACAGUGCGCAUAGUCAGCAGCAUCGAUGGAGAAGAACAAGCUUCGUUUGCACUUCCUUUAUCUACUUCAGCAUCUGAAACGCAUUUUUACCAAUUGCUGGAUCGGAAGUGUCAGCAUACGGUAGGAGCUGGCCUGUCCCAACUACAGUGGA